Micropterus dolomieu (smallmouth bass) is the source of this 4410-nucleotide messenger RNA. RefSeq names its product NPC1-like 1 (gene npc1l1). The record is from RefSeq and is a predicted model, not a curated record. NCBI's taxonomy places the organism in Eukaryota, Metazoa, Chordata, Actinopteri, Centrarchiformes, Centrarchidae. Gene Ontology annotation, cellular component: membrane.
AUGGUCCGUGUCGCAGCCCUGAUCACUUUUUUGACUUGUACGGCGCUGUCAUUAGCCCAACAUGAGGAGGGCUACUGCGCUUUCUAUGAGGAGUGCGGUCGUAACCCGUCACUAGGAGUCACUCUCAUUCCUCCUAUCGUCCCCUGUCUCGACUACAGCCGUGCCCGUCACCUCACAGGAGAACACUACAAGAAACUCCAAGAGGUGUGUCCCAUUUUGGACCGUGGAGAGAACAACACAUACGCCUGCUGCUCCAUCAAACAGCUGACAUCCCUGGAACUCAGUCUGACCCUGUCCAAGGCUGUGCUCGUCCGCUGCCCUUCCUGCACUGAAAACUUUGCUCACCUGCACUGCAUCAACACCUGCAGCCCCAACCAGAGCCAGACAGUAAAAGUCACAAAGGUCAUGAAUGUCACUUACCUGGGCAAGAAGAAGGAAGCCGUGGUAGGUUACCAGUCAUUCAUCAGCACCACCUUUGCAGACACCGCCUUCCAGUCUUGUAAAAAUGUCAGGAUCCCUACAACAGGGGGCUUCGCCAUCGCCACCAUGUGUGGUAAGUAUGGCGCCAAGCUGUGCAACGCCCAGCACUGGUACGACUUCCAGGGAGACUCUAGUAAUGGCCUGGCCCCACUGGACAUCGAUUUCAACCUGAUAAAAGAGGGAGACACUGAGGGACUACCAAAGGGUGUGAUUCCCUAUAAUGGACGUGCUCUAAAGUGUAACGAGACCACGCCAUCUGGAGGUAUGGUCUGCUCCUGCCAGGACUGCCAAGAGUCAUGCCCAAAGAUGCCGCCUCCUCCACUUCCCCCCAGCCCCUUCAGACUGCUGGGGACAGACGGCUUCCUUGUGAUUUCUAUCAUCUUACUCUGUCUCCUGAUAUUUUCCUUCCUUCUCUACAUCUCCGUCGCUUGCUGGGUGAAGUCUCGGAAAAGACAGGAUGGAAUGAAAGGGAAGAAAAAGGGGAAAGACCAGAACAGUAAUAAUGUAACUCAGCAGGUCAUUGAUCCAUCAGAGGUGACAUGUGCUGAAAGGAACACCAUGGCUGCCCAAGCUUUCCUAAGCUUAAAGUUUUGCCAGUGGGGAACCCUCAUGGCCACAUAUCCCCUAACGGUGCUCCUGUUGUCAGCUAUAGUCGUUGCUGUUUUCUCUGUUGGCCUGAAGUCCAUUGAGCUCACCACUGACCCAGUCGAGCUGUGGUCUGCUCCCAACAGCCGCGCCCGCCAGGAAAAAGACUUCCACGACACAUAUUUUGACCCUUUCUUCAGGACGAACCAGGUGAUCUUGACAGCACCCGGCAGAAAAGGCCACAUUUACGACUCGUUGCUGUUUGGACCACAGAACUUUAGCGGGCUUGUAUCCAAAGAUCUCAUCAUUGAGCUGCUGGAGCUCCAAAAACGCAUCACGAACAUUGAGUUCUGGUCAGAGGAUUUGAACCGCACAGCAAGUCUGAAGGAUGUUUGUUUUGCACCGCUGAACCCAUCCAACCCCUCCCUGACGGACUGUGCGGUCAACAGCUUGCCACAGUACUUCCAGAACAGCCUGAAAAACAUUAACGCUAAGGUGAACAUGACAGAGCUGGGAGUGACCAAAGAGGUGGACUGGAGAGACCACUUAAUCUACUGCCUCAACUCUCCCCUGUCCUUCAAAGACAUCACUGAUUUAGGUAUGAGCUGCAUGGCUGAUUACGGAGCACCAGUCUUCUCUUUCCUGGCUGUGGGAGGCUAUGAGAAUGACGACUUCACCAACGCUGAGGCUUUCAUCCUGACUUUCUCACUCAACAACUAUGCUCGCACUCAUCCCAAGUUCAAAGUGGCAAUGCAGUGGGAGACAGAGUUUCUUAAAAUUGUCCAGGACUACCAGAAAAACCCUGCCACUAACUUCACCUUUGCAUACAUGGCAGAGAGGUCUCUGGAGGAUGAGAUUAAUCGGACAACAGCGGAGGACAUCCCCAUCUUCAUGAUCAGCUAUGCUGUAAUUUUUGUUUACAUUGCUGUGGCCUUGGGGGAGUACACUUCAUGGAAACGCAUACUGGUGGACUCCAAGUUUCUGGUGGGUCUGGGUGGGAUCCUGGUGGUCGGCUGUGCUGUUCUGGCCUCCAUGGGCUUCUACUCCUGGAUUGGCCUUCCCUCCUCGCUGAUCAUUCUGCAGGUUGUGCCUUUCCUGGUGCUGGCUGUCGGAGCUGACAACAUCUUUAUCUUUGUUCUGGAGUACCAGAGAGAUGUACGGAGGUCUGGAGAGAAGAGAGAGGAGCAGAUUGGGCGUGUUCUUGGAAACGUGGCUCCCAGCAUGCUUCUGUGCAGUCUUUCUGAGUCUGUCUGCUUCUUCUUAGGGGCCCUCUCUACAAUGCCAGCAGUGAAGUCCUUUGCUCUGUAUGCUGCUCUGGCCGUGCUCAUGGAUUUCAUCCUUCAAAUCACAGCCUUUGUGGCGCUGCUGUCCCUAGAUGCCCGACGCCAAGACAGCAACCGCUGUGAACUGCUCUGCUGUGUUAAAGUGUCAACCAAGCGGCCCCAAAAGCCAAAUGAGGGCUUCCUGCUGCCCAUCAUGAGGAAAUACUACGCCCCUGUCCUGUUGCACCGCUACACCAGGAUCAUAGUGAUGUUGGUUUUCAUCUUCAUGCUCUGUGCAUCAAUGUUCCUCAUGUUUAACGUGACCGUGGGUCUGGAUCAGGAGCUGGCUAUGCCUCAGGUCAGUGAGCACUGCUAUAUAAAUACAAAUAUGCAUGCACGCUGCUUUUUCAGUGUAACCUUACAAAGAUUAUUCUGUUUUUUGCAGGGCUCUUAUAUGCUGGAUUAUUUCCAGUACCUGUACAAAUACUUUGAAGUUGGAGUCCCUGUUUAUUUUGUAACAAAAAGGGGCUUCAACUUCACCACUGUGGAGGGCAUGAAUGCAGUCUGCUCCAGUGUGGGCUGUGAUCAGUUCUCGCUAACCCAGAAGAUCCAGUACGCCACCAAUUACCCUGAACUAUCCUACUUGGCUAUUCCUGCUAACUCCUGGGUAGAUGAUUUCAUCGACUGGCUGAACCCUGGAUCCAGAUGUUGUCGUCUGUACACCAUCGGUCCAAAUGCUGGAAAGUUCUGUCCUGCAAGUGUAACAGUUCCUUUUGUCUGUGGCAAGAAGUGUAUGGAUAAACCUUCAGAUGGCGUCCUCAGGCCCAGUGUGGAACAGUUCAACCGAUUCCUCCCCGACUUCCUGGGAAACAGGCCUGACCUGCAGUGCCCCAAAGGUGGCCUUGGAGCCUAUGACACGGCUGUGGUGAGAGAUGAGAGUGGAGAAAUUAUAGCCUCUCGGUUCAUGGCUUACCACACACCUUUAACCAACUCUCAGGAGUUCACUGCUGCACUGCAGAAGUCCAGGGAGCUGGCCUACAACAUCACCAUGGGCAUGAGGAAAAUACCAGGCACCUCACCUGACUUUGAAGUAUUUCCUUACACGUUGACUAACGUAUUUUACGAGCAGUACCUGACGAUUGUUCCAGAGGGGCUCUUCAACAUCUCCCUGUGUCUGCUGCCGACCUUCGUGGUGUGCUGUCUGCUGCUGGGUUUGGAUCUGCGCUCCGGUCUGCUCAACCUAAUCACCAUCAUCAUGAUCGUUGUGGAUACCGUUGGUGUCAUGACACUGUGGGACAUUGAUUAUAACGCAGUGGCCCUCAUCAAUCUGGUCACGGCAGUGGGAAUCUCUGUGGAGUUUGUGUCCCAUAUGACAAGAUCCUUUGCACUCAGCAGUAAGCCCACACAUGUAGAAAGAGCUAAGGAGGCUACCGCCAACAUGGGCAGCGCGGUGUUUGCUGGUGUUGCUAUGACCAACCUGCCAGGCAUCCUUGUGCUGGCGUUUGCCAAAGCGCAACUCAUCCAGAUCUUCUUCUUUCGAUUAAACCUGGUCAUUACACUUUUGGGGUUGGCUCAUGGACUUAUAUUCCUUCCUGUGCUGCUCAGCUACUUUGGUCCUGGUGUAAAUAAAGCAGUGCUGCUGCAGCUCCAGCAGGCCAAGGCAAAGGCCAGCCAGGAUCUGGAAAUGAGAAACAAUAUGAAACACGUCUAUGAUAACAUAAACUUUGAAGAUAACGAGAUAAAAAAACCCUACAAAGAGGAGAGAAUUGACCGUUUCUGAGCACCAACAACAAAACAAUGUUUAAGCUCUGAUGAGUAAAUACCUCUGUAACAAACUGAACACGGAUGGACACUUUAAAGGAGAGAGAUAGCAAACAAGGAGUCAUGUAUUUGGCUCUGUAUGGAAAUCAUUAACUGAACUAUGUACCUCAAUCAGAAAUGGACCAGUGGGACUGAAGACAGUGAAACAAUGCAACAACAACUUUCAAUGCAAGAGUGGGUGAUUGCAAUGAGAAUCAGCCUUCCUGUCUCAACAUGUGAAAAACUGCAUGUCUGUCUUCACAAGCACUGCAGCUGGGCACGA